Symbiodinium natans is the source of this 666-nucleotide messenger RNA. The record is from the annotation of a GenBank genome assembly. NCBI's taxonomy places the organism in Eukaryota, Dinophyceae, Suessiales, Symbiodiniaceae.
AUGAUCCAGAACAUCCUUUGCUUCACGUCCGGCUACGUGAACGCAUUGGCCAUUAUCGACAUGGGCAUGACGGUCUCGCACCAGAGUGGCAACACCAGCCACACCGGACGCUUGAUCCUCAACGGCGGCGCCAAGUUCUUCCACUUGAUGCUCACCUUCUGCAUCGGCUCCUUCGUGGCCGGCUUCACCAAGUGCGACCAGGAGGCCGUCUACCAGGGACGCUACUCGCCCAACCUGCUGGCCGCCGCCUUUGCCACCGUCUUCGGCUGCAUGAUCCACUACUGCAAGGCCGAGGAUGGCAUCUCCAACGACGCCACCUCUGAGUGCCUCCUGCUGUGGGCCUUUGCGCAGGGCAUCCAGAACGGCAUCACGCGAAGGUGCAGCUCCCUGCCCAUCUGCACCACGCACUUCACCGGCUACCUCACCGACGUCGGCGUCGGCCUGGGCUUGUGGACCCGCGCGCAGGCGGACGGCGCGGAGCCCCCCACCUUGCUGAAGGUCCUCCUCUUCGCAGCCGGCAUCUUCUUCUUCGGCCUCGGUGGCGUGGCCGCGAUGGAGACCCACCCGAAGUGGGGUGCACAGGCAGCCCUGGUCCCGGCGGCCAUCAUGGCGGCCGUGGCUGGUGGCCUCAUCCCCGUCAUCAAGCCGAUCGCGAAGACCGCCUAA